CCCGGGGUUAACGUUUCCGCGACUACCGGGCCCGGGCUCGCUUGAGAUUGCGACCUGGUAACCGCACGUCAACUAACCUUAACCUUGAUCUCCCAACUUUUCCUGCUUGCUAUAUCUAUUCACGGUACGACCAUUCAUGAAUCCACAUACCGGAUCGGACGACGAUAGCCCUCACCAAUACUACCAAUGACCGACGUGACAUCCUCAAUCCCAGUCCAAAAGGCCACCGCUGGGGAGUUCGAUCCCACCAUUCGCCGAGAACAGCAUAUCGACCAUCACAAUGAGAUGUUACGUGCAAAAGCGAAGGAGCGAAAGCUGUCGUCUGAUCCGUCUACUGCCAAUUCUGAACAAGAGCACAAGGCGAAGCGGGUUGCGCUCCAUGCAGCGUUGCAGAGGAAGGUUGAGGUUAUUAAGGACGAUACAGGGUUUAGGUCUACGUUGGAGAGUCUUGGACAGCUGGCACCGGUGGUUGGUAUGCUCUUGGGUCCGAUGAGUAUCUUAUUGGCAAUCCCUUCCCUCACACAGCGAUGGCGAGCGCGACUCAUCAAUGGUGAUGAAGUGUUUCAACCGGAUCCUGGAAUCAAUAUUGUGCUAUCGAGUAUCAGCUUAUUCUUUGAUGUCAUGGGCAACGCAUGUCUCCUCGUCCGGUUCAUCAGAGGUCGGGUAUCUACAAAGAUCUGGGGAAUGAUGAUCAAAGUCUGUCUCAUCUGUUGGUCAUCAAAGAUCAUAAUCAACAUCAUCAACUAUAUCAUAUUCAGCGUCAGGCACCCGGAAGUACCGGGUGAGAUUAUUUAUUUGCAGGGGUAUUGGGUUGGGAUUUGCUCGUGUAUAGUGUCGUUCAUCACCGUCAUCUUCCUUAUCCUGAACCAGAUCUUUUAUUGGAAGACACGGGAGGAAGAUUCAGAAGAUGAUCGAGCAAGAAUGGGCAUCCGUGCUCAAAUGUUCAUGAUUCAAGUCACCACUUUUUUCAUAUGGAUGGGAUUUACGGCACUUAUCUUCUCGAAACUCGAGCAUUGGGAGCUCACGCAAGGAAUAUAUUUUAUGGUCGUAUCAGUAACAACCGUUGGCUUUGGCGACGUCACCCCAGAAACGACCGCGGGCCGAAUCAUUCUCUUUCCACUGGUCCUGCUUGGAAUCGCACUCGAAGGUUUGCUGUGGUUUGAGAAUCUUUGAUGUUGUUGACUGAACUGCAAACAGGUUUAAUCAUUUCCUCCGUCAACUCGAUAGUUCAGACCCGUAUUCGCCGGCGGCAGGCUAUGAACCAUGCUCGCUUCCGUCUUGCUCGUCAG
This is a messenger RNA of Saitoella complicata NRRL Y-17804, 1289 nucleotides long. RefSeq lists its product as uncharacterized. NCBI's taxonomy places the organism in Eukaryota, Fungi, Ascomycota, Saitoellomycetes, Saitoellales, Saitoellaceae. Bases 187 to 1173 code for a protein of 328 amino acids. The transcript has 6 exons. The record is from RefSeq and is a predicted model, not a curated record.